This is a messenger RNA of Racocetra persica, 138 nucleotides long. NCBI's taxonomy places the organism in Eukaryota, Fungi, Glomeromycota, Glomeromycetes, Diversisporales, Gigasporaceae. The record is from the annotation of a GenBank genome assembly.
AUGUGUUUUCUUCCUCCUAUUACUGAGCUUUUGAAACCCAGUCUUCCUUCUGUUAACGAUUCUUUGAAUACCAAACUCCCUUCUAUUGGUAAUAUCUUUAAUUUGAAUCUUUCUGAUAGCACAAACGAAAAAUGCUGA